Frankliniella occidentalis (western flower thrips) is the source of this 456-nucleotide messenger RNA. RefSeq lists its product as uncharacterized. The transcript is spliced from 2 exons. Lineage: Eukaryota; Metazoa; Arthropoda; Insecta; Thysanoptera; Thripidae. The record is from RefSeq and is a predicted model, not a curated record. Bases 124 to 456 code for a protein of 110 amino acids.
GAGUUCAGGGCUCUGUGGGCGCUGGUCGUGGCACUGGCCUGGUACAGCACGUACUCCAUAUCCAACUCGACGUGGCGCCGCUACCAGGACAACCCCACCGUCAUCGCCCUGGAGCGGGACUACAUGUCGUGGAACACAACCUUCCCGUCCCUCACCCUCUGCCCGAACCCGGAGGGCCGGCGCGACCCAGCGCGCGUGGCGGCCGCGGUGCAGCGGCUGGCCCGCGAAUUCCGUGUCAAGAAUGAAACUUCCCUCCGCGUGUUCGUCGAGCGUCUGGCGGAGGCGACGCUGUACACCCUCUCGGACAUACCCGCCUCGCACGGAAUACCCGGUGACAGGUUCCUGGGAAUCAUCGAGGAGGUGAGAACGAUACUCCCCCGGCGUAUCCGUCUAUGGUCUGCCGCGGCCUACGUCCCUGUUUGUAGCUGCACGAUUUUAGCUACAGCACGAUUUUAG